Molecule: messenger RNA, 5838 nt
Organism: Xiphophorus maculatus (southern platyfish)
Lineage: Eukaryota; Metazoa; Chordata; Actinopteri; Cyprinodontiformes; Poeciliidae
Gene: mylka
Product: myosin light chain kinase
Exons: 37
Coding region: 139-5340 (1733 amino acids)
Biological process (GO): protein phosphorylation
Molecular function (GO): protein binding; ATP binding; protein kinase activity
Source: RefSeq, a predicted model, not a curated record
CAGAGGAGAUCUCAGAGGAGCAGCAGGAGGAAGAGAGUGAGGAAGAGGAGGAGUCCUGCUGCUGAAUGAACAGCUUGUUGGAGUGAAGAACAGGAUCUGCUCAGAGGACUGAAGUUCUCCUCCUGCUGCUGCAUCAGCAUGAUGAGUGAUGUCCGACUGUCUGCUGCUCCUCCUCCUCUCUGUGAGGUCACAGCUUCACCAACAGGAUGUGGUUUCCAUAGCAACGAGCCUCCAGCUUUCGUCCUGCCGCCUCGAAACGUCAGGGUCAGUCUGGGGGGAGACGCCCGACUGGAGGGGAAGGUGAGAGGUCAACCUGAGCCGCAGGUCACAUGGUACAGAGACGGGAAGCCUGUGAUUGGUGGAGGACGCUGCUCAGUGGAGCGAGGUGGGCGUGGCACUUUCAGCCUCCUGGUGGGCGGAGUCUCAGAGGAGGAUCUGGGCUGUUACACCUGUCAGGCGACCAAUGAGGCGGGGAGCCGGCAGGUUACCGUGGAGAUCCUGCUGGAAGAAAACUACGGGAAGCAAUACAUCCUGCCGUCCUGGAAGAGAUCAGGGUCCCGCUCCUCGAUCCCAGCGAUGGAGAACCGGACCAGCAUCUGGAGCGAGAGUCCACCGAAGUUCAUCUCCAAACCCAGCAGAGUGGUGGUCAGGCUGGGACAGAGCGGGAAGUUCUCCACUAAAACCACGGGACGGCCUCAGCCGCAGGUCACAUGGUACAAGGGGGAGGCAGAGCUUCAGUCUUCUGGUCGGAUCAGCGUGUUCGAACUUUCUGGUCGUCACUUCCUGGAGAUAAAGGAAGUCCAGGUGGAGGAUGCAGGAAGUUACACGUGUUCAGUCAUCAACAGCACCGGAGCGGCCACCGCCAGCGCUGAGCUUAUAGUUCAGGGUGUUCCUGAAGCCUCGUCCAGCGUUUAUCCAUCUGAGGAACCACCAGCCAGGAAACCAGUAGAGGACAGCAUUUCUCCCAGUCCUGGCAGGUCGACUGCAGACCAGCAGCAGGGACAAACUGCAUCCCGGAGGAGCAAACCCCCUUUAGAGCUCCCUCACGUGGCUGGAAAGAGUACUGCUGCCGCCCAGAUUCAGUCCAGUCGAGCUGAUCCGGUUCAAACAAUCAAGGUGGCGCCAUCUGCAUCCAGCUGCAGCAGAGCUUUGAGGAGAUCCGCAUCAGGUUCUGGUCUGCGGUUUGAAGCUGUUCCUCUGGACCAGGAGGCCACAGAGGGAGCCCAGGUCACGUUCACCUGCCAAGUUUCGUCUGUUGCUGACGCCAUGGUAACCUGGCUCAGAGACGGGAACCCAGUGAGGACGGGUCCAGGACAUCAGCAGAGACGUGACCGGACUCGUCUGAUUCUCACCAUGGACAGAGUGACGCAGCUGGACAACGGGACGUACGGGUGUCAGCUCACCACUCCUGAGGGACUCAACGUUGCCUCGGCAACAUGGAGGCUGCGCGUCAAUCGUGCGUCCAGGUGUCCGGUGUUCGUCAGUGAGCUGCAGGACUGCAGCGUGUCAGAGGGUCAGUCCAUCAGCCUGCAGGUCCGUGUGGAGGGAAAACCUGACCCUAACAUCAGCUGGCAGCUCAAUGGUCGUCCUCUUCCUCCCAGGACUCGGUCCUCACAUGUUGGGGGCGUGGCCAAGCUGAUGGUCCAGAACGCAUCACGCCAUGAUGACGGCGUCUACGUGUGCGUGGCGGAGAACAUCCACGGUCGGGCAGAGAGCAGUGCCCAGGUUCAGGUCAAAGGUAUGGUGCCGUCUCAGAGGUCAGAGGUCGCAGCAGCAGGUCGGGCUCCUUGCUUCAUUCGCUGUCUAAGCGAUCUGAAAGUGAUGGAUGGCAGCAGAGUCUCCAUGACGGUGGAGCUGAGCGGUGAGCCUCCUCCUGCGGUGAUGUGGCUCCAUGACGGGCAGGAGGUGUCGGAGUCGGAGGACUUCCACCUCCUCAGGGAGGAGAGCCGCUACACUCUGCUGAUCCAGGAGGUUUUCCCAGAAGACACUGGGGCCUACAGCUGCCGGGCCUGGAACCAGUACGGAGAGGACCAGACCCAGGCCCGGCUCACUGUGGAAGAACCUCAGGACGGCGUCCAGCCCUGGUUCAUCACAAAACCCAAAGCGGUGAGCGCCGUCACAGGUCAACACGUCUUGCUGUCCUGUGCCAUCGCCGGAGACCCGUUCCCCCAGUACACAUGGACCAGAGUGGACCAGAACCGAGCGCUGAGCUCUGGAGGAGACUACGAACUGCUGCAGAAGGAGGACGUCGUCUCGCUGCUCAUCAGACGGGUCAGAAAGCAUCAUGAAGGAGACUUCCUGAUCACCCUGAGGAAUAAAGUGGGAGAGUGCAGCGCUGUGGCUCAACUGUCCGUCACUGAAGGAGAACCUGAAGAAGGAGACAGGAGGACCGCAGCAGCCAGAGGAAGACCAGGAGGAGGAGGAGGAGAAAGCAGGAGGGUCAGUCUGCAGAGGCAGGAGGCUGGUGAGGAGGAGAAGAAGAAGAAGGAGGAAGAUCCCCGAGGACUCCUCAAGCGCAGCGUGGAAACGAGGGAGCGCGGUGAAGAGGAGCUGCGACAGAGGGAGGCGCAGCAGCUGGACUUUCGCUCGCUGCUGGGACGCCGAGCUUUGCCCCCCGACGGUGACACCAACACCCAGAAGAUGGAUUUUAAGGCCAACCUCCGGGGCGUCAAAGGCAAGGCGGAGGAGAAGGCGAACUCCCCGCAGCAGGUGGACUUCCGGAGCGUCCUGGGGAAGAAGGGCGCCGCUGGCAGCAACGGCAACAAGCCGGCCGAAACGCCUCCGAAGAACGCUGGAGACUUGCGCUCCGUCCUCACCAACAAGAAGAAGAUGACUCCGGCGGCGACCCCUGAGAAGAACGGAGAGAAGGUGAACAACUGCGUGGAUGGAGGGCUUCACGACCAGAAGAGCGAGGGAGGAAAGGGAGGUGGCGGAGGAGGGACGGCGCCGGAGUUCGUGGAGAAGCUGAAGGACGUGACGGUGCUGGACGGUCAGCGGCUCCGGCUGGAGUGUCGCCUCGCCUCCGCCGCAGCUGCUGAUGUCACCGUCACUUGGACGCUGGACGGGAAAACCGUCAAACCGUCCAAGUUCAUCAUCCUCGCCAACGAAGGCGGCCUCUGCUCUCUGACCAUCGACAAAGCUUUGCCGGAGGACGAAGGCCAGUACAAAUGCAGAGCUGAGCACUCGGCCGGCAGAGCGGAGUGCUCCUGUAUGGUUCUAGUCGACGAUCCACCAGAAAACUCUCCGACAGACAAGAAGUCUAAGAAGGCAGCUCCGACCUCAGAGAGUGAAGCCAGAAUAAAGAAGCCAACUCCAAAGACUCCUCCCAAACAAGCUUUGCCUCCUCAGAUCCUCCAGUUCCCAGAAGAUAUGAAAAUCCUGGCAGGAGAAAAGGUGGAGAUCCUCUGCAAAUACUCCGGAGCUCCACCCAUCACCUGCACCUGGCUGAAGUUCAGGAAACCAAUCCAGGAGGGAUCCUCGGACGUCUCCAUAGAGAGCACAGACAGCAGCAGUAAGCUGACCAUCACCAGCGGGCAGCAGGAGCACUGCGGCUGCUACACCGUGGAGCUGAGGAACAGCUACGGCCUCCGACAGGCCGCACUCAACCUCACCAUCGUUGACAAGCCCGACCCCCCAGCAAAGGUCCCCGCGACCUCUGACAUCCGGCGCUCCAGCCUGACCCUGUCGUGGUACGGGCCGACCUACGACGGCGGCAGCGCCGUGCAGACCUACCAUCUGGAGAUCUGGGACUCCGUGGACCAGCAGUGGAAGCAGCUGGUGUCCUGCAACAGCACCUCCUACAACAUCCAGAACCUUCUUCCAGAACGACAGUACAAGUUUCGAAUUCGAGCUCAGAACAUUUACGGCAUCGGAGAGCCGAGUGCCGAGUCUGAAGCCGUAACAAUGGGACUAGUGGACGACGAUAACCAGGAUGAUGCUGAGGCAGAGGAGGAGGAUGAAGACUCGGAAAAAGAGCCAGAGUACCGAGACGUGACCAUUAAAACCGAUGUGAAGGUGAAGGAGCUUUACGACGUGGAGGAGCGGCUGGGAACGGGGAAGUUCGGUCAGGUCUUCAAGCUGCUGGAGAAAUCCACGAAGAAGGUUUGGGCUGGGAAGUUUAUCAAGGCGUAUUCGGCCAAAGACAAGGAGAACGUCCGACAGGAAAUCAGCAUCAUGAACUCCCUGCAUCACCCCAAACUGGUCCAGUGUGUCGACGCCUUCGAGGGCAAAUCCGACAUCGUCAUGGUGCUGGAGAUGAUCUCUGGCGGCGAACUGUUUGAGCGGAUCAUCGACGAGGACUUUGAGCUGACGGAGAGGGAGGUGAUUAAAUACAUGCUGCAGAUCAUCGACGGCGUCAACUUCAUCCACAAGCAGGGGAUCGUCCACCUCGACCUCAAACCAGAAAACAUCAUGUGUGUCAACAAAACCGGCAGCAAGAUCAAACUCAUCGACUUCGGCCUCGCCCGCCGGCUCGCAAACGCUGGAACUUUGAAGGUUUUGUUUGGGACUCCAGAGUUUGUGGCUCCUGAAGUGAUAAAUUAUGAAGCCAUCAGUUACCCCACAGACAUGUGGAGUAUAGGAGUCAUCUGUUACAUCCUGUUGAGCGGUCUCUCUCCCUUCAUGGGCGACAACGACAACGAGACUCUGGCCAAUGUUACCUCGGCAACCUGGGACUUUGAGGACGAGGCCUUCGAUGAAAUCUCUGAAAACGCCAAAGACUUCAUCACCAACCUGCUGAAAAAAGACAUGAAGGCUCGGCUGUCCUGCCCUCAGUGUUUUGAACACCCCUGGCUGAAACAGGACACCAACACCAUGAAGACUACCAAGCUGUCCAAGGAGAGGAUGAAGAAGUACAUCCUGAGGAGGAAGUGGCAGAAAACGGGUCACGCUGUUCGAGCGAUUGGCAGACUCUCCUCCAUGGCCAUGAUGGCUGGAGUUAGUGCAAAGAAAGGCUCACCCACUGAAGAGGAUAAUCAGUUCCUGGAGUGUUUGGAGUACGAACAGAAGACGGAGAGUAAACCCACUUUCACUUCAGUCAUUAAAGACGUGGAGGUGGUGGAAGGCAGCGCCGCUCGCUUCGACUGCAAAAUAGAAGGAUACCCUGACCCUGAGGUGGUUUGGUACAAAGACGACCAGCCAAUCAAAGAGACCCGACAUUUCCAGAUCGACUACGAUGAAGAAGGAAACUGCAGUUUGAUCAUUUCAGAGGUUUCAGGUGACGAUGAUGCCAAGUACAUGGUGAAGGCCGUCAACAGUCUCGGCGAGGCGACGUGCACAGCAGAUCUGCUGGUGGAGGUGAUGGCUGGAGAGGACGAGGAGGAGGAAGAAGAGGAAGAAUAAAGAUUCCUGUUGGACAUUUAGGAGGCCUGCUGCUCCUCAGCCUGUCAGAAAAUUCACCCACAGUAACAUUUAGGGGUGGGAGGUACAGGUGGGCGGAGUUUCUCAUACCUGAAUCUGAGCAUGUGCAGAUCUGCAGCCGAUUCGCUCUGAUUGGUCGGUUGAUGUGUGACAAUCUUAAAGCACAUCAAGCUGGGCCCUGAUUCCAACAGGAAGUAAAGCGUAAAAGACUGAAACAUGCUAAAUUUUUCCCAUAUUAUAAACCAAAAUGUCUUUUUCACACAACAAGCUCCUAUAUUUGGCUUUAACACUCUGUUUUAGGGUGUUUUCACACAUGAUAGUUUGGUAAACUCCGUUCAAUUGGAGACCAAAACUGCAACAUUUGUUUCAUUUUCAGGAGGUGCAGUUCACUAUGUCAAACGAACCAAAACAAUUUAAAAAGAUGUUCCCCUCCCAGUCUGUGGGGGCGCUGCAACAAGAACUACUGAAGGAAACAGCACA